Molecule: messenger RNA, 1713 nt
Organism: Drepanopeziza brunnea f. sp. 'multigermtubi' MB_m1
Lineage: Eukaryota; Fungi; Ascomycota; Leotiomycetes; Helotiales; Drepanopezizaceae
Source: RefSeq, a predicted model, not a curated record
AUGAACACUGUUUCAGCUGGUGCUUAUUUAGAUGUCAACGUGGCUGGGCUGGCAAAAUAUCCCUUGACGUCAACUGCUACAUGUUCCCGACGUGCAGUUUGUAUCCGUCUGGCCAGCUGGUUGAUUGCAUGCAUUGGAAGCGCAUGGCAGAGUAUAUGUACCGAUCUGCGAUAUCAGUUGGUGUCCGGCCGGGUCGAUCGAGGCAGAUCCGGCUGCGGCUCGGCUGCAGGUAUGCGUCGAAACUGCAUGUCCACAGCCGCGCCGUCGAGAAGAGUCCUGCCAGCCGGUCCGCAAGCGACGAAGCCGUGGCCCGCUGUUGCUCUUGUUGUUAUGGUUGUUGUUGUUAUUGUUGUUGCUGUUGUUGUUAUUGCUGUAAUGACCAUGAGAAUUACUAUCAUCAUUUAUCGAAAAAUACACGUUUGCACCCCUCGUCGUAGCCUUCUCUUCUCUUCUCUUCGCUUCGCUGCCCUUGCAUGUUACUUGCGAUUGCUGCUUCCCGAUCGGUCGAAUGCCUCUUCCGAACCUGCCCCUUAUCUGAACCGCCUUUCGUUUGGAGGUGUGCAAAGAGCCGUGCGAUUUGGGAAGCUGCGAAGAGCCGUGGCAGCGGGAGAAGGGGCGGUUGCGGUUGCGGUUGCGGAAAGAGGCAGGCAGGCAGGCAGGACCAUAAGGACGGUACUGUAUGUCUCGAGGUGUACCUGCGUUGAUUCUCGGUAUAGUGAAGGGGCUCUUCUCAGUUCUGCAUCCUCUGCUAGAAUCACCAUCCACAUCUCUAUAAACGACCGAUCUGGGGAAUUUGCAGGCCGUGAUCGCGGGAAGGCAAGCGACGCUAGUCGAGAGAUCAGAUCCUGCCUCUCCUUCUCUCUUGGUUGGGUUGGUCCGUUAGUGCCGAAAGCAGAUCGACUUCCUCUCCGACUUCAACAACACCACACCACACCAUACUCACACUCAUACUCACACUCCUUCUCCCCUAUCCCUCACUCUCGAUACAAGCAAAACAACCUUUCCGAUCUACCUGAUCCUCUUUGUAUCACACUCUCUUCCCUUACAAACACAAACUCGAAAAAUCUCACCUCCCCUACAAUCAGUCCAACCGACAAGAUGCGCACCUCAGUCGCCCUUGUCGCUGGUCUUGCUUCUUUGGUUAUGGCAACCACCUUUACUAACGUUGUCUACCACUGUAUCGGAGGUACCAUUACCAUCCUGACCACCCGUAGCACGUCCACCUACGAGGAGACCAGUACUACCCCGACCCCCGUCGUUACUCUCACCUAUCCCGCUACCCCGAUUGCUGAGAGUUCGGUUCCAACUACUGUCGUUCUGGCUCUCUCCACCAAGUCCGCGGAUGGCUCCUUCGUCGUCCCAAGCUCCAUCGAGAUUGCCCCAAGCACCGAGGUCCUAAGCUCAACUGCUACGGUCACCUCUGGCAUCACCGUGGUCGCUACUCUCAGCAAGGUUCUUAGCUACGUCCCAUCGGCUACCCUAUCCUACCUCAACACAUCCGAGCCUCUUCUGACCGCUUCCGGCUCCCCAUCUCCCAUCACUUCUACCUCCACCUCCACCCUGGUGAUCCACCCAACCAUCACCACCAACAUCUCAAUCCCAUUCUCCAGCAGCUCGAUUCCGAGCACUACCAGCGUGAGUGGAGCUUCCGAUGUUGCCGGCCCAGCCAUCAGCCUAGUUCUCCUCGCUAUCGGCGCCUACCUCUUCGGAUAA